UGGGAGAAAUAGAAUUGAUUAGUGAAGAACCUCAGGAGGGAAAAACUGACCUGGAAGUUGAAAUUAAAGACGAAAAAGUUGGUUUUUAUUUGCGGGUUAAUAAAUUCCUAGAAAGAGAAUUCAAGAAGUUUUAUCGGAAGGCGAACGAAGUAAAAAAAGUUCUCGAAACUCAAAAAGAAAAAUAUUUGGCUCAUUUAGCCGAAAUAGGCUUUAAGGACUACUUUACCGACCAAGCCCGUUGGUUAUUUUCCGACCAAAAAGAUUUAAAGACGAUUGCCUUAAAAAUGGCCAGCGGAGAAAUAGACCUUGAUGAUUACACGGAAGGACGAAGCAAACAAAUUGAAAUGGCCUUAACGGGUGGCAAAAAAUUUGACGAACUAGAACAAACUGGAGUUGAUCGACUUCCAAAGAGCCGUGGAAAAAGAUUGAGCCGAAUUGAAAGAUCGACAUUGGAAAGCCUAGAAAGUCAGGAAGAAAUAGUUAACCGCUUGAGCCAAGAAUAUUUUGGCUCUUUACCUAAAACUACCCAAGUAGAGUUAGCAGAUAUUAUCAAGGCCGUGCAAGAGAAUGAGUUUUAUCGACAAGUAGUUAAAGCCCAAAAAGAGACUUUUUCUGCUGAUAAGUUAUAUGACAACUGUGACCACUGCCUAGAAGCCGGAAGUCUUGCCCCUUUCAAGAGAGGGGGAGAUUUUUCCCCUUCGACCAGCCUAAUAUCGCCGAGUGGAGCAGUGGCAGCUCAGUUGGUUUCUAACCAAAAUGCAGAGAAAAUAUCCCAAUUUAUUUACACGAAACCAGAAAGGGACAAUUUUAUAUUUCCUUUCGACAUGAGGGAAGACAUUACCGGGCCUUUUUUUACGAAUUUCCAGCCGGAGAUGCUAGCAAUUCUUGAACUAAAAGGAAAGGGGAGCUGCACAGAAACAAUUACUAGCAAAAUCUCAAAGAAAGCAAUAUCCAAACUCCUUUGGAACCUUUCAACCCUCGGAGUUGACAUUGAUAAGAAUUCUACGGCUAGUUAUAAAGGAGUUGAUUUUUUAAAGGACGAAUUGUUCCAUCCUCCUAAGGAUAAGCAAAAGAAAAGAAUUGAGGACAGCAAACGUUUAUUCCCUUUUAAUGGAGCCAAACCUAAAUUAGCCCCAGAAGAUCUUUCUGAUCGAUUAGAUUUGAGUAGCCCGAUUAACACAGCUCAACAGGGCCAAACCCUUAACGAGCUCACCUUAUUAAAAACCGAUCGCUUAUACGAUGGUUUUGCUAGCACUGACAAAAUCUAUAAAGAAUUAGGCCGUUAUGCCGAAGAACUACAAGGAUUACUCAGUGAUGCCGAAAUCAAAGAAGCAGAAACGAAGUGGGAAAAACGUUGGGAACCCAUCUUCGAUUUACUAAUCGAAAAAGAUGGUGACCGGUAUAAUCUUUACCCCCAAGGUUUUCAAGAAGCCAAGGAUGUUGAGGAAGACGAUGAGCCGGAAAUAACCCUUACUAAAGGAGAGAAAACCCAAAUCGGUAACUUAACAGUUUUAAUCAAGGAUGGUUAUCUGCAACUCGGAACCACUAAGUAUGAGUUGAUUCCUCAUCCUCGCUGGGAAAAUUACUACGGUCUGGAUAUUAAUCCGGAAAGUUUAGGGAUCUUACAAGCUUAUUGCGAGGAAGUGCCCGUGCGAAUUCAAAUUGAAACGGGAAAAGAAAAUUAUGAGAAAAAUUAA
This is a messenger RNA of Racocetra persica, 1697 nucleotides long. The record is from the annotation of a GenBank genome assembly. Lineage: Eukaryota; Fungi; Glomeromycota; Glomeromycetes; Diversisporales; Gigasporaceae.